AAUUAAUUUUGAUAACGACCAUUUGUGAUCUCAGCAGACUGUGAGAUACAGAUAGAGUGAAAACAAUUGCAGCGCUUUUGGUUUAAUGUCUGUCUUGUUGAAGGAAGAGAGAUUACCUGAACCAGUGCCCUAACUUCUUCCUUGGUUGGGUGAUGUAAGGUAACGUUCCAGCAAACAGCACAGGGCGGCCUCAGGCAAUCUUAACCUGUUUGCAUGCUGAUCAGUGCAGAGCAGGCUGCCGAAGGAGCCAGAGAGAAGCUCGAUCCACUUACCUGUGAUAAGCACAUGUUUUGUACCAACUAGUUGUGACAACAGAGCGUUUCUGCUCCUGAAAUGGCACUGACUGCUCAGUGAACACCUUGGGCGUUUCCUUUGUAAACUUCUGUUACCCAGCGCCCAAGCAGUCCUUAAGAUACAGUGGUCAUUUUUAAGCACUUGUUUCACUGAUGGCCUUCGUACCCCGCUGCCCUGAUGGGUGAAGUACAGACUCCUGUUUGUGACAGGUAACUUCUGCAGAAGUCAGAGGGGCAGCUCUGCAUUCAUGGCCUGUUUUAGUACAAUUCUUGUUCCACAGAUCGAAAGGUAUUCAGAACUUAAUUGACUUUUACAGAACAGGAAAUCUAAGUUCUGCUGUUGGUGUUUGUCAGCAGGCAGAGUUCUAUUGCACAUCUCAUAGCUCACGGGGCUGCGACCCCAGUUUGUUAACUUCAUGGUAUGGGGGGGUGUAGGAAUUUAUUGUAGGAAUUUGUAUUCCUGCUGGAGAGCUUGGGGAGGGUGUCAGUAAAUUAAAACAGAAAUAGGUGGGUGCAAGGUGGGUGCAACGUAUUUUGAAUCAGAAAUCAAUGUUAUGCCCAAGUUGAUUGUUCUCUUAUGUUUCAGGUGCCAAUACUGAAACCCAUGGACCUAAUGGUAGAAGCAAGUCCCAGAAGGAUAUUUGCAAAUGCACAUACUUAUCAUAUAAACUCUAUUUCAGUAAAUAGUGAUCAUGAGACAUACCUUUCAGCAGAUGACCUAAGAAUUAACCUAUGGCAUUUAGAAAUCACAGAUAGAAGUUUUAAUAUUGUAGAUAUUAAGCCUGCCAACAUGGAGGAGCUGACUGAAGUGAUCACGGCUGCGGAGUUCCACCCCCACCACUGCCACGUGUUUGUGUACAGCAGCAGCAAGGGCACCAUUCGGCUCUGCGACAUGCGCUCCUCAGCCCUGUGCGACAGGCAUUCCAAAUUUUUUGAAGAACCUGAAGAUCCUAGCAGCAGAUCAUUUUUUUCAGAAAUAAUAUCAUCAAUAUCUGAUGUAAAAUUCAGCCACAGCGGGCGCUACAUGAUGACAAGAGACUACCUUUCUGUUAAAGUGUGGGAUCUCAAUAUGGAAAACAGGCCUGUAGAGACAUAUCAAGUUCAUGAGUACCUUCGAAGCAAGCUUUGUUCCCUGUAUGAAAACGACUGCAUCUUUGACAAAUUUGAGUGCUGCUGGAACGGUUCUGAUGGUGCUAUCAUGACUGGAUCUUACAACAACUUCUUCAGGAUGUUUGACCGCAACACGCGGCGGGAUAUCACGUUAGAAGCAUCCAGGGAGAGCAGCAAACCUCGUGCCAUCUUAAAGCCACGCAAAGUGUGUACAGGUGGUAAAAGGAAGAAAGAUGAAAUAAAUGUUGACAGUCUGGACUUCAACAAGAAGAUUCUUCAUACAGCAUGGCAUCCCAUGGAGAACAUCAUUGCUGUAGCUGCCACCAAUAAUUUGUAUAUAUUCCAGGACAAAAUUAACUAAAGGUGACUGACUUGAGGACAGAGUUGUCUUCUUGCAUAGUUAAGCUCAGUUGUUUAUCUGUAAAAGAGAAGGCCUUGUCCUACCAGUGAAGAACAUUGAUGCACUUACUUCCCUUUAGGUAAAGGAGAGGAUCUGGCCUGGUUUUUGCUUUCACGGUGUGGUUCUGCCUUUGCUGAGGUUAGGGAGUGUCAGUUGCAGUUUUCUGAGGAAAACCCUCUGGAAGCAGAACUGAUGGACAGUGCUCAAUCAGGCCAAUACUCAAAACAAAUGUAUUUAUUGACGUCUGAGCCUUCCUUUCCAGUUUAUAGACCAAAAAUUUAACACCCAAGAAGAAAACAAAAAAGUCAUAAAAAUGUAAUUUCUAUCUUUUGCGCUCUUUCUCUGCUGUAAUAUUUGGGCCUUUCAAGACAUAUAUUGUGCUUAAUGCCUGUAAACAUUCCUCCUCUGGCCUGUAUCUAGGCUUAGGUGUUUUUACCUUGGAGCACUUAGGUAGGUCUUGAGUUGGGUUGGUAGACAGGUUUCCAUGGAUAUUUACUCACCAGUUGUAUCUAUUGCCACACCUUCUGGUGUAAACCACUUAAUAAAAUAACAAGCUAAAAAAAGUGUUUUUAAAUCUGAAGGUAUGUAUUCAGUCUUUUUUAUUUUUUUUUAUUGCAUGUACUGAGAUUGUCAGAUCUGCCCAUCAGGAUGGUUUUUUUCACAGCGUUUGUCCCGACACACUGAUUUCUAGCAGACUAAUACAAACUUUUUUGUGUAGUAUUUGGAAUUCUAGAUUUCGAGUUUCCUUGGAAGUGUCAUUUAGUUUAAGUUGCACUGGUUUUCUUGUAAAACGACUUUUGUAUACAGAGUAGGAGAUGGAAGAGGUUAGUGUAAAGAAGUCUGCAGCCUUAAUAGAAAGCGACCACCUUGCACAGAAGGGAAAACAAAUUUUCUUCUUUGAAGAUUUAAAAAGAAAAAAAAAUUUAAGUUUAUCUGAUGCCUCUCAAUGUUAGGUAGAGACAUACCUUAUGUGCAUUAUGUUUUUUAACCUUUUUAGUACUUGUCAUAAAGAUACACUUUAUUUUAAAUGUUUGGCAUAAUAUCUUGUAUUUCACAUCGCAGUUGAAACCAGCAAUAAAAAGUUUCUUGAUUAUGCCAAGCAGCAACACAGCUUAAUACAUUUUAGUACAUUCUGACGUCAGGCUGUCAGAAAAUACUGAGGCUGCUAGCUGGUGUUACUAUGUUAUAACUGUUCUUGCUAGUUGUUUUUGUUUUGGUUUUUAAAGCCUUAGGUACUUUUUUUUGUUGUUCCGAAGGGGCCUAAAAUGCAUCAACCUUUUCUUCACCCUGGGCUAACGUGGGUGAGAAAUUGCUCCUGAAGCUGUUCAGCACAUCUGGUAGCGCCAGGCGGCUGGGCAUCGCGCUCUGGGAAAGGUGCCUGCAGGUUAGAUGUUCUCAGAGAUCCCCUCAGCUUCCCAGAGCAAAUACAAGAAGUGUGGUUUACACUCCACUGUUAUUGGAAUGAAGGUGUAUUAUGAUUACUAAAUCAGAUCUGCGUAUGCAAACGUAAAAGUGUCUGUUCUUACCCUCAAUUAUUGUCCAUAGAGUGCCACUCUUGUUCACGGUAAGCUAGUAAGUACAACUAACUUUGAGGUUCUACAAAUAAAGUUUAAAUUAAAAAAGAAAAAAAAAAAGAAAAAACUUAUACUGUAUAUUGGUUGUGACACUAUUUGCAAAUCUUGAAAUAUGGAACUGCUGGGUCAUGAAAGGGUUCGAUUUGACCUUGUUCCUGAGAUGCAUAAUAGAGCUAAUACAAUGGGAUUGUACAUACUUGUUCAAUUAUUUUGACCAAAAAGUUUAAUAAAUUUUAAAUGUUUACCUGGA
This is a messenger RNA of Meleagris gallopavo (turkey), 3627 nucleotides long. The record is from RefSeq and is a predicted model, not a curated record. NCBI's taxonomy places the organism in Eukaryota, Metazoa, Chordata, Aves, Galliformes, Phasianidae.